Messenger RNA from Aedes albopictus (Asian tiger mosquito), 531 nucleotides. RefSeq lists its product as uncharacterized. The record is from RefSeq and is a predicted model, not a curated record. The annotation marks the transcript as partial. The transcript is spliced from 3 exons. NCBI's taxonomy places the organism in Eukaryota, Metazoa, Arthropoda, Insecta, Diptera, Culicidae.
AUGCUGGAUGGCCAAUGGGAAAUUAAUCGAAAAACAUACAACAAAGGAUAUAAUUUUUUUUUGCUGAUGGCUUGGCUAUAUCCCGAAUGGCCUAUUUUCAUGAAAACAAUCUCACAUCCGCAAACAGAAAAGGCAAAACUGUACGCCAACCUUGGGAAACGACACGAAUCCGUUCGUAAGGACGUUGAACGAUGCUUUGGUAUCCUACAGGCGUGUUGGAAAAUUCUUGUCAAUCCCUGUCGACUUUUCGAAGAGGAAAGCAUGCGGGACAUUAUUACAACAUGCAUUGUCAUGCACAACAUGCGGAUACACUUCAAACUUAGUAAUCCGGAACUGCGUAACCAGGUGGAAAAUGUGCACCCAGACAUGCCAUGUUCUGAAACUGCUGGGUUCAGUCCGGGACCACAACGCUCAUUCCAUGAAAUGUGCGAGGAUCGCAAAAACAUCAGAAAUGCUCAACGGUAUUAUAACAUGAGGAAUGAGCUUUUUGAUCACUUGUGGAUGACGAAAGGAGUAAGUCAGUUGGAUUGA